CGCCGUCUAGCAACUUAGCAACGUAUUCACAAAACGAAUAAAGUAUACACGAAGGAGCGCAACUAAAGUACUCCACUACUCCAUAUAACAAUGGAAAGGGGAACACUCAUUGUUAUGCAUCAUCCUUUUUGGCACACUCUCAAACAACCUACUCGAAACCUUCGAUCUCUAACUCCUACUUUCCCGCCCUUCAUCACCAAAGCUUCCAUUUCCAACUAUAUUCAGUCGGAAGGAUACAAAGGCCCUAAACCGAAGAGGAAUUUCGUCGCUGAUUGGGUCUCUAACAAUGACGAUGUUGCUCGAAGCUUGCCUAUUUAUAUUGGCGGUUUUUCUCUAAUCGCUGUUCUCUUUAAUCGUGCUGUUUCCGGUAUUGCUCCUGUUGCAGAUGCUAGCAGUUCGCAAUCGAGGGCUGAUCUUUUGGCUCUUGGAUUGGCUGUUACAAAUAUCUUAAGUGGUCUUGUAUGGCUGUCGAUUCGACCCAAGUCUAUCUCUAAGGUGGAUCCUAAAGGUGUGGAAUGUUGCCGGAUUUCUCAUAACCUCCCUGAUUUUGUUGUUACAGAGUUGAAAUGGUUCUGGCAAUCUCUCUCAGCUGUCACGUGCUGCAGAUCCAUGGUCAUUGUAUAUGAAGACAGUUGUAUCUGCCAAAUGGGUGUGGCCGCUGAAUCUUCUAUAGGUGGUGAAGCGGAGACUGUGGAUGCAACCAAAUUGAUUCAGGGCACACUUUAUAAGGGGAUUAUGAAAUCCAAUGCACAGAGCUAUCUGGCAAACUUGUCUCUGUACCCAGGAAAGUCUGAGCUGCCAUUUUUGCCACUCAAUACACAGGCCGUCAUCCUGCAACCGAUCGGUGACAAGGGAAUUGCAGUUAUAGGUGGUGAUACCAUAAGGGGGUUUUCCACGGCUGACCAGGCAUGGAUAUCAUUGAUUGGUGACAAAUUGGAUGCUACGUUGACGAAGUCAGUGAUGAAAAACGAACUAACGACACAAGAUGCAGGUCUAUAAUGUGAUUCUUUGGGUUUACUUUAUUUGUACAGACGCGAGUCGGUGAAGUUUGUAUGAAAGGUGAUUCUGAUUUGAUUUUCCCGAAUUCAUGGUGAAGUAGCAUGUCAUAAUCUAUGUUCAAAUUACUUUGUCUGGUAGAAUUAUAUUUUUAACAUGAAUUCAUCAGAGAGAUCAAUAUCAACUAUCAAAUUCAGUUCCAUCCUUUACAAAGGGACAUUUUUAUUACUGGAA
Messenger RNA from Amaranthus tricolor (Joseph's coat), 1230 nucleotides. Its product is annotated as protein COFACTOR ASSEMBLY OF COMPLEX C SUBUNIT B CCB4, chloroplastic. Gene Ontology annotation, biological process: cytochrome b6f complex assembly. Gene Ontology annotation, cellular component: chloroplast. The transcript is spliced from 8 exons. The record is from RefSeq and is a predicted model, not a curated record. NCBI's taxonomy places the organism in Eukaryota, Viridiplantae, Streptophyta, Magnoliopsida, Caryophyllales, Amaranthaceae. Bases 91 to 999 code for a protein of 302 amino acids.